Molecule: messenger RNA, 1203 nt
Organism: Saitoella complicata NRRL Y-17804
Lineage: Eukaryota; Fungi; Ascomycota; Saitoellomycetes; Saitoellales; Saitoellaceae
Product: glutaryl-CoA dehydrogenase
Exons: 4
Coding region: 1-1203 (400 amino acids)
Biological process (GO): fatty acid beta-oxidation using acyl-CoA dehydrogenase; fatty-acyl-CoA biosynthetic process
Cellular component (GO): mitochondrial inner membrane
Molecular function (GO): flavin adenine dinucleotide binding; glutaryl-CoA dehydrogenase activity; fatty-acyl-CoA binding
Source: RefSeq, a predicted model, not a curated record
AUGGCGACGCAGGGUGGUGGUGCUUUCACAAAGUACAACUGGGAAGAUCCCCUCGACUUGGACCACUUCCUUACCGACGAAGAACGCGAAAUCUCGAAUUUGGCUCGUGAUUACUGUCAAACUCGUUUACAGCCUCGCGUACUUGAACAGUCCCGUCAAGAAAGCGGCGAUCACAAGGAGAUUCUUAUGGAAAUGGGUGAGCUCGGAUUCUUGGGUCCUACGAUCGAGGGGUACGGAUGCGCUGGUGUGUCCUCCAUUGCCUACGGGUUAAUCAACCGCGAAAUUGAAAGAGUCGACUCUGGAUACCGCUCCACAUCCUCCGUCCAGUCCUCCCUCGUCAUGCACCCCAUCAACACCUUCGGAACUCAAGAACAAAAGGACAAGUUCCUUCCUAAACUCGCCAAGGGAGAAAUCGUUGGAGCUUUCGGACUCACCGAGCCCAACCACGGCUCAGACCCUGCGUCAAUGGAGACAACCGCGAAGGAGAAUAGUGACGGGACCUACGAACUCAAUGGCUCCAAGACCUGGAUCACCAACUCACCGAUCGCGGACGUGAUCGUCGUUUGGGCCAAAUGCCAAUGGGACGGAAAGAUCCGUGGCUUCUUGGUUGAGCGCGGGAUGUCCGGUCUCGAGACGCCGCAGAUCAAGAACAAGAUUGCGUUGAGGGCUUCGGUGACGGGUAUGGUCCUCAUGGACGGCGUCAAGGUUCCGAAGGAGAACAUGUUCCCUGACGUGACAGGGUUAAAGGGCCCCUUCUCCUGCCUCAACAAUGCCCGUUUUGGGAUUGCGUGGGGAACGAUGGGCGCGCUCGAAGGUGCACUUGAUAUUGCGAGGACGUAUGCGUUGGAGAGGAAGCAAUUCAACAAGAGCCUCGCUGAGUUCCAGCUUGUGCAGAAGAAGCUCGCACAGGUCAACACCGAAAUCGCACUUGGUCUUUCUGCUGCGUGGAUGGUCGGCAAAGCCAAGCAGGACGGCCGCUUGGCGACGGAGAUGGUCUCGUUGAUUAAGAGGAAUAACUGUGACAAGGCACUUCAGGGAGCGAGGUUGUUGAUGGAGAUCUUUGGGGGGAAUGCGGCUGCGGAUGAGUAUCAUAUUGGAAGGAUUGUGAACAACUUGUUCGUUGUGCAGACGUAUGAGGGACAGAGUGAUAUCCAUGCGUUGAUCUUGGGAAGGGCGAUUACUGGACACCAGGCUUUCUACUGA